AUGGCUGUAAGUUAUUAUUUUACAUAAAGAGAUAGAUUAAUUAGUGUAUUUAAUAAAAAAUGUAUUAAUAUCUCUCCCUAUUUUUAUUAAAAGCCUAUGUAAAACCUUAAUUGUAAGAAAGAAAUAAAAUUGGAUGACUUUAAUAUCAUAAAAUGUAUUGGAUUAGGCGGUUUUAGUAGAGUAUAUUUGGUUUAAAAAAAGGAUACUGCGAAAAUGUUUGCUUUGAAGCUUAUCGAUAAAAAAUUUAUUAUAGAAAAUAAUAAAUAAGUAAUAGUCUAAAAUGAAAGAAACAUAAUGGUUGACAUUGAUCAUCCAUUUUUGCUUCAACUUGAAUAUGCUUUUGAAACUAAAAGCUAUUUAGGAUUUAUUAUGGAAUUUUGUGCUGGGGGUGAACUUUUUUAUCACUUAAGAAGAAUUAAAAGAAUGGAUGAAGACAUGGCCAGAUUUUAUUUUGUUCAAAUAUGCUUAGGAAUAGAUUAUUUACAUAAAAAGUAUUUCUAUUUUUUUUUAUAUAUUUUAUAAAAAAAAUUAUUUAAUAGACAUAUCAUCUAUAGAGAUCUUAAACCUGAAAAUAUUUUAGUAGAUAUUGAUGGGAACAUAAGGAUAGGUGAUUUCGGACUUUCAAAACCUGAUAUGGAUUAAAAUGGGUAUGCUUAUAGUUUUUGUGGUUCACCAGAAUAUAUGGCACCGGAAAUGCUUUUAAAAGUAGGCCAUACUUAUUCUGUUGAUUUUUAUUGUUUAGGUGCACUUCUAUACGAGUUAGUUACUGGUUUACCCCCAUUUUAUAGUCAUAAUAAUGAAGAAAUAUAUUAAAGUAUCUUGAAUGAGGAUUUAUACUUUCCUGAAGAAAUUUAUUUAUCUGAUGAAUUAUAGGAUUUAUUGACGCAUUUAUUAAUGAAAAAUCCAUAAAACCGUUUAGGAACAUAUGAGGGUAUGAACGAAAUAUUCAACCAUAAAUGGUUAAGUGGCAUAAAUAUUGAAGAAAUAAUAAACUCAAUUAAAUAAGUUAAUGUAGUUUGA
Molecule: messenger RNA, 1020 nt
Organism: Ichthyophthirius multifiliis
Lineage: Eukaryota; Ciliophora; Oligohymenophorea; Hymenostomatida
Product: protein kinase domain protein
Exons: 4
Biological process (GO): protein phosphorylation
Molecular function (GO): ATP binding; protein serine/threonine kinase activity
Source: RefSeq, a predicted model, not a curated record